AUGAAUAUUUUAAAUAGGGUCAAAAAGCGUAUGACUCAUACAAAAUUUCAAGAAGAUGAAUUACCACCAAAACCAUCUUUACAAUCAAGAAUAUCACACCCAAUUCCAAUACCUCGAUUACCAUCAUUACCAAUUGAACAACUUCAAAAUGAAUUAAGUAAUAAACAACAAGAACAACUGAACCUACUAAAAGAAGAUCAAGAAUUAUUUAAACAAUCAUUAUUUUAUUUUGAAAAAAUUUUAGAAUCUAUAAGAGAUUUUAAAAAACAACAACAAGAACAACAACAAUUACCACAUUGUAAAAAAAGAAUUAAAUUUAAUAUUAAUGAAUUUGAAGUUGAAAAACAUCAAGAAUCCAUAAUGCAACAUUUAAUUAAAAAUUCAGAAAAUUAUCAACAUUCAGAAAAUCUUCAAAAUUUAUUAAUUACAAAAGAAAUUCAACUGCAAAAACAACAAUUUUUAGAUACUCAUAAAUAUGAAAUUGAAGAAUAUGAACACAUUAGAGAAACUCAUUUACAAAAAAUUAAAAAAGAAAAUCAAGAACAUCUACAAAGAUUAAAACAUGAAUAUUCCAAGAUGUUAAAAACAAAACAACAACAAUAUGAUCAAUUUUUAACUAAAAAAAGAGAAGAAUAUCAAGAAUUUUUGAAUCAAACUAGACAAUUACAAAUUAAUAUUCAAAAUAUGAGACAAGAAUUACAACAAUUGGAAAAUGAAACUGCUAAUAAUUUUCAAAAUGUUUCAAAUCAUCAUUAUCAUCAUACUUUUUCUACUGUUGGUGUUAAUAUUUUUUAG
This is a messenger RNA of Lodderomyces jiufengensis, 795 nucleotides long. RefSeq lists its product as uncharacterized. The transcript has a single exon. Lineage: Eukaryota; Fungi; Ascomycota; Pichiomycetes; Serinales; Debaryomycetaceae. The record is from RefSeq and is a predicted model, not a curated record. Bases 1 to 795 code for a protein of 264 amino acids.